Thrips palmi is the source of this 422-nucleotide messenger RNA. RefSeq lists its product as uncharacterized. The coding region runs from base 34 to 393 and encodes 119 amino acids. The transcript has 4 exons. Lineage: Eukaryota; Metazoa; Arthropoda; Insecta; Thysanoptera; Thripidae. The record is from RefSeq and is a predicted model, not a curated record.
UUGCUCGAGCUGGAGCAUGUGCCCGCUGGGCACAUGAGGGCAUCAAGCAAGUUUCAUGAGGAGCACCUUAAAAGGGAAGCGCUAAAUGUGCUCACUAUUGUGGCCAGUCCUGAGUGUCAACGACACCUCGCUAUGGUUGCUAGAGGCGAAAUCCAGAAGAAUGAAACGCAGGCAGGGCUUGGGCCCUUUAAUUUAUUUAAGGACUUGCAAACUACACUGUUGGACUGCUUGGAAUCUUAUGAAGUAGGAGCAAAUAUGAAGUAUAAUGUGCUACUGCCAGAGGCUAUCAUCUUCUCCCUGAUGAAAAUACAUAACUACUCAUGGGAAGAGGCUAAAACCAACUUUAUUGAAUACUCUGCUAUUGUCGAACCCUGCCUUGAAAGUCAAGAGUGAUCAAGUAGAGUAGAACAUCUGGAAUGCCA